AGUCAGCCCUCCCCAUCCGACCUCCAACCUCCAACCUCCAGCACAUCCGCAACCUCAUCACCAUCACCAUCACCAAAGAACUUGGUGCAACGCCAUCCGCGGCCAGAGUCAUAGUCAUAGCCAGAUUUAGCAUGAGCAUUGCCCGUACCAUUGGCAUGGGCAUUCGCAUGAGCACCGAGGCCUCCGUACAGCACACUACUAAACUACGCUUGACUUUAUACACCUCCCCUCCCCUCCCCUCCCCUUCGCGCUCGGCUUAUCCCUCGCCGCAAACUCCCGUGCACUGCACCCUCUGCACUGUCUGCACGGCGGUGGGCUAGCCAGCCGGUCACUCUAGCCAUCCUGGUCGUCGAUUACAGUGCGUAUCCGUUACUGCCACUGCUACUGCCACUGCCUCCUUUGCCCGUCGCAUACCAUCCCUACCCUACUCCGUAACCAACAUCUCCCUCCUUCUACCCCUCCUCUCCCGCCAUCCACCUUAUCGAUACCAACCUCACGAGCCACCAACCGACGGUGUACACUUGACGACCCGGAAGAGGGAGAGACAUCGUAUCCAGUCCCAUCCCCAGAAUUCGUACGGUUACUGCACACUUUGACGCUGCUGCUGGACAAGUGGUGUCGCGAAUAUCUUCACAAGCCAAGGCGAGGCGAGGCAGAAAAGCACAGAGCAACGGCAACCAGCAUCCAUUGCGGCUCCCCUCGACCUACCUGAUCCGGCGGGUUGAUAGUCGCGCUGACGCAAGAACUAUCCGCUCUCUCUCCUCAUCUCGUCGGUCUUGAUGUGUUGAUACGAAAGGCCAACUUUUUCUUCCUUUUCAUCGUCCCAACCUCCUCAUCUCAUCUUGUUCCGACCGCUUGGAGAGGCUUCUUUUUCGCUCCCGCCUCCGACGAUCACCAACCCCUUCGUCAUAUAUCCCCGGUUAUCAAAUAGCAACACCCCACCAGCACAAUGACAAUGACUACUUUUCGUCCGGUGAAUACAUCUCUUGCACCCGAUUUACAGACUCGAAAUGAGGAAGAUACCGCACCAACAACACCCCGACCAAACACGGCACCUAGGACACAACCUGUCGUAAUGCCUCGAGACGAUGCAACAACACCCACUCGAGCCAACUUUGGCUCCUUGCCUAGCCAACGGCCCCUCCCCGCAUCAUCCCCUUUUCCAUCCACCAACUCGAUACCCGAAAACGAAGAAUCCCCGAAACAGAGUCUAAAUCGAGGCAACUCCCAGUACUCAGCCAAGUCGAAAGACUCGCAGGAUGUCGAAAUGGGUGCCGACUCGGAAGAAGGAGAGGAUGGGUCGGAUGACGAAAGUGUUAUCAAUGCGGAUGGAACAAAGUCAUCGAAGAAGAAAAAGUCACAGAGAUUUUAUUGUACCGACUACCCUCCAUGUGGGUUGAGCUUUACCCGCAGCGAGCAUCUUGCUAGACAUAUAAGGUAAGAGUCGAGAGACUGGGAAACGAUCUGCGAUAUAUACAUAUACUAAUAGUUGUAGAAAACAUACUGGCGAACGUCCUUUUCAAUGCCACUGCUCUCGUCGAUUCUCGCGACUCGACAAUCUUCGACAACAUGCUCAGACGGUUCACUUGAACGAAGAGAUUCCUCAAGACUCGCUAGCAGCAACUGGCACCAGAUUCCAACGACAAGUCCGAACAGAUAGGGUCAGACCUCCAGGAAGUCGGUCGAGAGCUGCAACUACAACUGGUCAGAUCAGUCAGGGUCGGGGACACACAAGAAACUCCUUAUCGGCAUCAAGCAUAUCGUCUGUCUCCUCAAUAUAUAGCCAGAGGGAAGAUGUAAGAAGACGGCCACCACCUUUGGUUAUGGCGGGAGAGUCUCGAGGGAGGUUUUCUCAGGAGAUGUACCCUCGACCUGAAAGUCCAGCUCACUACCAGUUUCAGCAAAAUUCACCUGGAUUUAGCACACCGACCUCGGCUACUUUCUCAACCGGCCAGAACAGUCCGCGAUGGGGUGCUUCUGGAAUACAAUCUCCGAUGUCCUCGCAUGCCCGCACCGCAAGUCUUUAUGGACAUAGAACCCCAGGUCGCAGACUGUCUGUGCCGUCGGCUGGGAAUCCAUUCCAGUCACCACAUGGUAGCGCAUAUGGUCCUCAAUCAGCCUUGACCCCCUUGAGUGCUACCAUGGGAUCUUUCUCCCCUUCGAGCAGCAUUAUGCCAAGUCCUACAAGUUCAACGGCAGGAUCUUUCUUCUCUCGAAGGGAAUCGAUGACUAGCACUUCAGACGAGGCCUGGAGACGACGAACAUGGCAUCCUGAUACCAACACUGGAUUUACGAGUAGACUUCAGGUUGUUACCACACCAAACUACUACUCCAAUGGCCCACCCCCACAACCUCAGUCUGUCCUCCCAAGUAAUGCUCCCCCCUUACAGCCAAUGCGCCUUCCUGGUAUUGAAAGCUUUGAUCCUCUCCCCCCACGCCCGACCACUCCUGUGCGCCGUCAGCCAAGUCCGAUGAUGCUCGACGCCACAAGUCGUGAAGCUCAACCUGUUGAACAGCAAACGAACGAAAGACCCAGCAGCCAACAUUGGGACAUGGGUAUCAACCGCAAUCUCAAUCGACUCGACCUUGCACAGGGUACACCACCAAGUGACACAGCCAGUUCGUGGGCUUCCGAGGUCAACAGAGCUGUGCAAGCACAAGCAGAACAACCUCGAGCGCAGCCUUCUGUUCGUUUCGAAGAAUCCCAGUACUCGGCUAGAGCACAGACGAAUAGAGCGUUCCACCAGCAUACGAUCAGUGCACCACCAAUCACUCCAAGAGAAUCAAAGCGCCAUGGUUGGUAUCACGGUCCUGUAACGGUUCAAAGAGGCCUUAUACAGCGAACGUCUCCAGCAGAUUCAAGCAGCUCUGAGGGAGCCCUCCCCGGAACACCAGGCAGCUCACACGUGAUAGAGGUCAAUCCCAGUAUCGUACACGCUAAUGGCUGGGUUGAGAACCGUAACGGACUUGUGAACCCGCAUCAGGAUCCUAGAGAGCCAGCAUCGAAUGGUUACGCAUCUUAUUAUCGUCAGAAUGGACCGGAAGGGUCCUAUACUUAUACCCCUGCCAACAACCAGGGACACAUUCGUCACCAACAUCAGGUUCCAAAAUCAACAGAUAGCAAUAUGCUAAGACUAGAGGCGUUGGUGGCUGUGGCUACUAGCGAGGAAAAUGCGGCAACUCCUAUAUAUUGAGAGAAUCCACAAUGGGGAUUUCCAUCGGCGGGAAACAUCCGAGGAGGAUGUUUUAUGUGUUGGAUUGUAUAUAUUAUUACGCCUUCCCUCACUUCAUUCAUAAGAUACCCGCGUCUUUUUAACACGCCACGACCGUUACGAAUACACACGAAGAUUAUGACACGACAUACUUAUGCCAAGACGGUUUUCAGAUCCACCACUGGGGACGGAGCGGUUGUUGCAUUGACUAAGGCGUUUAUACGGGUACAUUGAUUUUCUCACAGAUUGUUUCAUCUUGUCACUCAUAUCAUUCUCAUGCAUGGGAUUUCUUCCUCGUUUGAUUUUGCUCAGCAAACACCAUUCGUUUGGGACAUCCCCGUGUACCUGGGGACCCUUUGCUGUGAUUCUUCAUUUUCCUUCUCUGGUCUUUGGGAUAUGGGAAGGAGCCUCUGGGCGGCUGGGUACAUGAAAGAGAGAGGAGUGGGAGCGGGAUUGUGUGUUGUUUUGAUUUCCUUACUUAUACCCACGCGAUUGUACUGUUUUUUCGCUCUACUCUGGUAGGAACUCGGAAUGCUUUUGAGUGGGAUUUUGGGAUGGAUGGACAAGGAUCACGUAUAAUAUUUUGCUUGUACUCUUUUGUUUGCUAUUUAUUAGUAGCAUGUCUUGAAUUUAUAUCUAUAUCUAUAUCUAUACCUACCUAUAUCUGAUAUCCGUAAAAGUCCCUUCUCUUUCUCUCCUC
Molecule: messenger RNA, 3912 nt
Organism: Hymenoscyphus albidus
Lineage: Eukaryota; Fungi; Ascomycota; Leotiomycetes; Helotiales; Helotiaceae
Source: the annotation of a GenBank genome assembly